UCUUUCAAAUUUGGGAUGUUACAACUCAAAAACAACCCAAACCAAUAGAAAUGACUGACUAUUGGAUCCACAGACUUUUGCGCAGGAAAAUAUUAAAUGAACAUUCAGAUAAAAACUCUGGCAGAUGAUGUGCGUGACAGGCUAACAAGUCUUAGAAAGUCAGCUGUGAAAAAAGAGAAACCUCUAAUUCAGCAUCCUAUUGAUUCUCAAGCUUCUGUAAGUGAACUUCCAGUUGCUCAGCCACUUAUUGAUGAACGUUCUAUGAAUUUAUCCGAAAAAGAAGUUAUGGACCUCUUUGAAAAAAUGAUGGAAGACAUGAAUCUAAAUGAAGAACGGAAAGCUCCUUUACGGAAUAAGGACCUGACCACAAAGCGUGAGAUGGUUGUCCAGUACAUUUCUGCAACUGCCAAAUCUAUAACUGGAAGUAAAGUUCUGAACAUGACUAUCAACAGAAACCCAUGCCACUGGAAUACCGUAAACAAAGGAGGAUUUAUCUAUCUCGAUAUUUGACUGAAUUAAGUCUCCGAUUCAUAUACUGUUUUGCAGUAAAAAAAAGUAAUAUCUGUCAUGGGAUAUCCCUUUAGAGUAUGACAGUCAUAGCCUGCAGCCUUUGGAACUAAUUAAUCAUAAGCGUUAUAUGAAGAUUUCUAAGAAUGUGGUUUCACUGAGAGUGUUUCCUUGUUUUGAACUAGUGUUGAUAGGUGAUAAUGUGAAGUCAUUCUGUGUGGAUAUCACCUUUUGCCUUAAAGAGCUAAUCUGUGAUCUGAAAUUUCAGUGUUAAACUCAGGGCAGGAAAGCCUGGGAAAACCUGGUUGAGCUUGUGAAAAAGUAGUUACAGUACGUUUUGUUUUUUUUUUUUUAGAUAAAAGUGCUUUUCUAAAGAGGUGACUGCCCUGUUCUGUUAUAGGGGUGGGUGAGAUUAUAGAGGGUACUUAACAUGCAUAUUAGUUUAAUACACGAUGUAGAAUCAAAAUGGUUGUUUGCCGUGCAGCUUUCGGUUGGAAGAAAAUGUACCCUUUUUGAGAUGGAAUUUUUAAAUGGCACAAUAAACGAGGUAAAGAAUUAAUGAAUGUACUGGAGAGACUAAUAUUAACCUGCAGCGACUCUCGGAUGAUCCACUCCUGUGGGCCUUAAAUUUGACACCCCUUACCUACAGCAUUCUUGUUAGUCACGUCUGUGUAGCCUUAACAGAAUUUUUUUUUACCUCUAACUGGUUUAAAGGUAUAUAUUUUUUAAAACGAACAAAAACAACACUUAAGCAGUCUGUGCAUUGGAAGCAUAUUUGAAAUAAAUCAAUAUUUGACUUGAUGUGAGAACAGAUCUUGAACAAAUUUCCCAACUGUGAGAGAGUACACCUAAUAAUAGUUGGGUAAAGGUAUAUCUUUUUCCACCUCCUUUAGGAUUAGGUCACAGACGAUAACAAGAUAAAGAUUUUAAGUACCAGUUUAUUUUUAGUGGUGAUCUCGAUUCUUGCCUGCCAUGUUUCAGUAGAAAUGAAAAGGGUUUUUGUUUGUUUGUUUGUUUUUCUUAAUCUGGAGGAAUGGAUUUGAACACCACUAUAUAACCUGAAUAUGUCACUUCACCUUGUAACAUGGAACUUUGAAACCUUCCUCCAAGUCUAUAGAAAUUCAGCAAUCCUUUUUGUAAAAACUCAUAAUGAUCAAUUUUUUCUCUUUUACUUGUCUUUUAUUAUUCAAAUUACAUAACAAAAAUUAUUGUGUUUUCUUAAGUAGUUCGAGAUUUUUUUCUUCAGUUCCUAACACCACUUCUUCAGAUUUUGGUAAUUGCAAUAUUUAGCCUUAGCCAAAAUUAAGAUAAAUGAACAAAACAAGAAAAAAAACCCUCUUUUUAGAUGAAGUUGCUCAGUAUCCUCCUCUCUUUUAGGGAUACGUUUAUAAAAUAAUGAAAGUUUUUCUGACAUCUCUCCCGAUUGUCUGUGUUGGGGCUUCAGUUAUUAGAGUCCUUGCUAUGCUCGCUACUCUCCACUUCACUUUUGUUUCUUUUUUAUUUUCCAAACAUAAAAACUUAGAGGAGAAUUUUUACUUGUUUCUGUAGGGCUUCCUAUCUGUUUAUUGGGAUUCUCCGUCUAUUUAUCUGGUUUCUGUACCUCGUUUAUGUCAGUGGGUCAUCAGGUGGAGUCUAUAUUCCUACAUUGUAAGGCAUUAGUCUCUUGAUCUGCCAUCUGUUGUCUCUCCCUCGCUCCCAGCAUCCCACUUGCUUCCUUGGGCUCCUUCUUGUAUCGCAUCGCACAUCUCUGCCUCAUCUGGGUCUCUUUUCUUCCCUGCCCCCUUCUGGGGCCAUUCCAGCUUCACGGAGCACUAACUCCGGAAGCGCAGCUCCCAGUGUGCUCUCUUUUCUGUCCCUGGCUCCUGCCUGCCCUCAGGGAGCAUCGGAAUUGUCGUCUUCUCUUCCUCACACCAACAUAACCACUUUUUCAAGCAUAAAGGUGCUGCUUUAGUAAUGUAUAAUACUAGAGGGAUGGUAUUAGGAAUCUUUGCAUCCUAAGAUGUUAGCCAUUUGAAUUAAAUGAGUGAAAAGGAUGUGCCCCUGGCAGUCUCUGGGAGUAGGUCUCUGAAAGUGGGAAAAGCCAGGGCACUCCAGUUGAUUGGCAGUCACAGUCCCAGGGUGGCAACCAGAGUGUCUAGACUCCCUUGUUUCCAGAGGUAUGCCCUGGAGAUUGCUAGGAUGUGCCUCUGGAAGUGGAGAAAACUGAGGUAGGCCACUCCCUAGGCCUGAGGGGCCUACCCUGUAAAGGAAUUUAUGUGGUGCUUUUGACCAAGUCCCUCAAUUUUAAAUUAUAGACAGAAUUACCAUUUGGUAUUAUUAUACAGUGUAUACUGGGGCAUCAAAGAUGCAGCCAAUGGGCCAAGUGUCAUCAUCUGGCCUCCGGUGCUAGGCCCCUGGCACCUGUCCACCCACCGAAUCCUCAGCCCUCGCUGUACAUGGUGUGAGUCCCAGACAGGCCAGUGCAGGAGGCGCAGGUCCUGGGGUGGGAGGUACUGUAUCCAGAAAUAGGCAGAGGGAGGGAGGACAGUGGUCCAUGGGCCUGAUAUGCAGAGCCAGAUGAAUAUGACACUAGAAGUGCACUGAUAUAUCUGUCCAAUAUCGGAUCAAUACCAAAAUAAAGAAAAUUGAGUGCAUCGGAAAUCGGCCUGUUGGGGCCAAUAAUUUGGCUAAUAAAUGCCCGUGUACGUGUACAACUGCAAUGCAGCACGUAGGCAGCAAGAAGCGCAGCCCGGAAGCAUGGAGAGCUGUGUGCAGCUGAUAAGUCUGUUCUGGUGGAUGGGGAGGGGGGAAG
This is a messenger RNA of Alligator sinensis (Chinese alligator), 3298 nucleotides long. Its product is annotated as protein diaphanous homolog 2-like. Gene Ontology annotation, cellular component: actin filament; cytoplasm. The record is from RefSeq and is a predicted model, not a curated record. Gene Ontology annotation, biological process: actin filament polymerization; actin cytoskeleton organization. The transcript is spliced from 6 exons. Bases 97 to 510 code for a protein of 137 amino acids. Gene Ontology annotation, molecular function: small GTPase binding; actin binding; microtubule binding. NCBI's taxonomy places the organism in Eukaryota, Metazoa, Chordata, Crocodylia, Alligatoridae.